Messenger RNA from Darwinula stevensoni, 1184 nucleotides. The record is from the annotation of a GenBank genome assembly. NCBI's taxonomy places the organism in Eukaryota, Metazoa, Arthropoda, Ostracoda, Podocopida, Darwinulidae.
UUCUGGUAGUGUACUUGAAGAGACAGAGGGUAAGAACUGUACAGCGAGCCCUAAAAAUGGGAAACAUGCGAUCGGAAGCAUGGUGAAAUAUGAGUGCAAGGAGUACCAUAUACUCAGAGGUCCACAAGUUCGCAUAUGUGGAGAGAAUGGAGAAUGGGAUGGGAAAAGUCCUUUUUGUGAACCUGAAUGUGGAAAGAGUGUGCAGCGAGUGUUGCCAGAAGGCGGGAAACCUUUUGAAAAUCGGAACUAUAUAUGGCAAGCAACAAUUUAUGGCAUGGAGGAGAAACACAUCAUCUGCGGAGGGGCGCUCAUUCAGAAGCAAUGGGUGCUCACCGCAGCUCAUUGCGCCGUCGUUGACGGUUCUCCAAGGACUCGGAAGGAGAGGGAAUUACUUGUAUAUCUCGGAAAAUAUCAUCAAAACAACUCAAUGGAUGACGAAUUCGUCCAGAUCAGACAGGUGUCUAAGAUUGUCGUUCAUGAGGAUUUCAACUUUGAGAACUAUGACUCCGACAUUGCUCUUUUGAAACUGACGGAACCGGCUGAGUUGACCUUGCGAGUUCAGUUGGUAUGUCUUCCAUCAGAGACAAAUUUCGAAGUAGAAAAUCGAGGAAAGGUAGCUAGUUGGGGUUCUAACAUAUUAGAAAAACGUUCUGCAGUGUUGAUGGAAAUGGAACUGCCUAUAAUAUCAAAUGCCAAUUGUCGCCAGAACACAAUAUAUAUGACAGGGGACAACACUCCCACCCAUUCCCUUACCUCUAACAUGUUCUGUGCGGGUCAUGACAAUGCGACUCCUCUUGAAGAACAUCGAACGGUAUGCCCUGGAGAUUCCGGGAAUCCCAUGGUCUUCUGCUCUAAGGAAAUUUCAUGCCAGGUAGUUGGGAUCGUGAGUCACUUUUUCGAAGAAAUUGAGUGCUCUUUAAGACGCCCAGGUCAAUACAGCAUUUUCACCAAAGUGAAUCGGUUCCUUUCAUGGAUCAAAAUUAAGAUGGGAGAAAAUGAAUUCUGAAGACCCUCUCCUGAUACGAACGCCGUAGCACCUCUGAAAAUGGGAUAUAUUGCCUGAAACAUUUGGCCUCCAGAUAUACUAUUUAUAGAUAUGAAAUGGAUAUCAGACAUGUAGGCAUUUGCUGCUGUCUCCCAGCACCAAUCAUUACACAAAGCGAUUAUGAAAACAAAGAAUGGUC